Molecule: messenger RNA, 5344 nt
Organism: Sapajus apella (tufted capuchin)
Lineage: Eukaryota; Metazoa; Chordata; Mammalia; Primates; Cebidae
Gene: CSF2RB
Product: colony stimulating factor 2 receptor subunit beta
Exons: 14
Coding region: 609-3446 (945 amino acids)
Biological process (GO): immunoglobulin mediated immune response; cytokine-mediated signaling pathway
Cellular component (GO): membrane; external side of plasma membrane
Molecular function (GO): cytokine receptor activity; protein binding
Source: RefSeq, a predicted model, not a curated record
AUGUGUAUAUAUGUAUCUUUGUGUGUCUGUAUAUAUGUGUUGUACAUAUGUGUGGUGUGUGUGUGUGUGUGUGUGUGCAUCUUGAGUGAAGCUUCCAACAAUCUCACAGAAGGAAAGCAGCCGCAGUCGUCUGUUCUGCUCUCUUGGGUACUUCCCAGACCCGUGAAAUGAAAGGCAGGAAACCCCCAGCCUCCAAGGAGAAAAGGGAACCGGCAGGCAGAGGGUGGGGAGGUGACGGUAAAUGGAGCGGGGGUGGGGAGAGCACAGCUGUGUGUAAGCCGGGACGCGUGUGCACAUGUGAUCAUGUCCAGGGAAUGACACUGUGGCAUCCCACACCCAGAGACCCCGGAGCGACUAGGGACCAGCAGCCCAUGGGGAGCUUAGUAGGAGUCACAUCCCAGCCCUGCUGCUGUGCUCUCUAGUGCAUUGUGAGGUGGCCUGGAGGAGGCAGAGGCCAGGAGGGAGAGGUCCCAGGAGCUUGUGAAAUGGAUUUGGCCUGGCUCCCAGCUGGGCAGGAGCACAGGACUCCAGGACACUGAGGACCUCGCCCGGCCCAUGGCCAGCACCCACCUGUGCUGGCGCCUGCCUGUCCAGGGCUGACCAGGGAGAUGGCGCUGGCCCGGGGGCUGCUCCGCAUGGCCCUGCUGGCCCUGUGCUGGGGGCGCAGCCUGGCAGGGGAAGAAGAAACCGUCCCGAUGCAGACGCUUCGCUGCUACAAUGACUACACCAGCCACAUCACCUGCAGGUGGGCGGACACGUGGGAUGCCCAGCGGCUCGUCAAUGUGACCCUCAUUCGCAGGGUGAAUCACAGGGACCCUUCGGAGCCAGUGUCCUGCGACCUCAGCGAUGACAUGCCCUGGUCAGCCUGCCCGCAUCCCCACUGCGUGCCCAGGAAAUGUGUCAUUCCCUACCAGAGUUUUGUCAGCUCUGACACUGACCGCUUCUCAUUCGAACCAGACAGGCUUCUGGGCACCCAGCUCACCGUCACUCUGACCCAGCAUGUCCAGCCUCCUGCGCCCAAGGACCUGCAGAUCAGCAGUCACCAGGACCACUUCCUGCUGACCUGGAGUGUGGCCCUGGGGGGCCCCCAGAGCCAGUGGCUGUCUCAGGGGGACCUGGAGUUUGAGGUGGUCUAUAAACGGCUCCAGGACUCUUGGGAGGAUGCGGCCACCCUCCUCUCCAAUGCCUCCCAGGCCACCCUGGGGCCAGAGCACCUCAUGCCCAGCAGCACCUAUGUGGCCCGAGUGCGGACCCGCCUGGCCCCAGGUUCUCGGCUCUCAGGACGUCCCAGCAAGUGGAGCCCAGAGUUUAAGUGGGACUCCCAGCCAGGGGACGAGGCCCAGCCCCAGAACCUGCAGUGCUUCUUCGACGGGGCCGCCGUGCUCAGCUGCUCCUGGGAGGUGAGGCGGGAGGUGGUCAGCUCCGUCUCCUUUGGCCUCUUCUACAAGCCCAGCCCAGAAGCAGGGGAGAAAGAGUGCUCCCCAGUGCUGAGGGAGGAGUUCGGCAGCCUCCACAUCAGACACCACUGUGGGAUUCCCGUGCCCGACCCCAGCACCCACGGCCGGUACGUCGUCUCCGUUCAGCCAAGGAGGCCAGAGAAACACAUAAAGAGCUCAGAGCACAUCCAGAUGGCCCCUCCGUCCCUCACCGUCAGCAAGGAUGGAGACAGCUACAGCCUGCGCUGGAAAGCAAUGAAAAUGCAAUACGAGCACAUAGACCACGCAUUCGAGAUCCAGUACAGGAAAAACUCCACCACGUGGGAGGACAGCAAGACUGAGACCCUCCAGAAUGCCCACAGCAUGGCCCUGCCAGCUCUGGAGCCCUCCACCACGUACUGGGCCAGGGUGAGGGUCAGGACCUCCCGCAGCGGCUACGAUGGGAUCUGGAGCCAGUGGAGUGAGGAGCGCUCCUGGGAAACCGAGUGGGUCCCCCGAGGCAGUAAGUUCCAGAGCCCUAGGCCUGCAAGGAGCAGGGUCUUGGGGGAUACUGCGCCAACCCCGCUCCGUGCCCCAAGGUCCAUUCCCCUCCCUGAUGCUGAUGCUGCUCUUCCUCCCUGGCUGCUGGAAGCGCUGCCCGUGUGGGUGCUGCCGCUCGUCGUGGUGCUCCUUACCCUCACUGUGCUCGUGGCCCUCCGCUUCUGUGGCAUCUAUGGGUACAGGCUGAGCAGAAAGUGGGAGGAGACGAUCCCCAACCCCAGCAAGAGCCACCUGUUCAAGAACGGGAUUGCAGAGCGGCGGCCUCCAGGCAGCGUGGCGGCCUUCACCAGCAGGAGUCCCCCAGAGCAGGGGCCGUGGAACAGCCACUUCUCUGAGCUGGAGGGAGUGUUCCUUGUAGGAUUCAAGGACAGUGAGGUGUCACCUCUCACCACAGAGGACCCCAAGCAUGUCUGUGAUCCACCAUCUGGGCCUGACACGACUCCAGCUGCCUCAGACCUGCCCACAGAACAGCCCCCCAGUCCCCGGCCAGGCCCACCUGCCCCCUCCCACACGCCUGAAAAGCAGGCUUCCAGCUUCGACUUCAAUGGCCCCUACCUGGGGUCGCCCCAAAGCCACUCCCUGCCUGACAGCCUGUGCCAGCCGGAGCCCCCACAGGCAGGUGGGAGCCAGAAGCCCCUGCCUCCAGGAUCCCUGGAGUACCUAUGUCUGCCUGCUGGGGGGCAGGUGCAGCUGGUCCCACUGGCCCAGUCGAUCGGGCAGGGCCAGGCCAUGGAUGUGGAGAGGAGGCCGAGCCGGGGGGCUGAGGGGAGCCCCUCCCUGGAGUCCGGGGGAGGCCCUGCCCCUCCUGCUCUUACCACAAGGGUGGGAAGACAGGACCCAGAGGACAGCCCUGUGGCUGUGCCCACAAGCUCUAAGGACCCUGAGGACCCUGGAGUGGCCUCUGGUUACGUCUGCUCUGCAGAUUUGGUAUUCCCCCCACAGUCAGGGGCCUCACCUGUCUCCCAGGUUCCCUCUCUGGGCCUCCCUGCAGACCAGACCCCCAGCUUCUGUCCUGAGCUGGCCGGUGGACACCCUGGAGCCCCAGGCCCUGUGAAGUCAGGGUUUGAGGGCUAUGUGGCGCUCCCUCCAACUGAGGCCCAGUCCCCCAGGUCCCCAUUGAACAAUCUUGUCCCCCCGGAGGCCAGUAGCCCUGUCCUGAACCCAGGGGAGCACCGGGCAGAUGUAUCCCCAACAUCCCCACACUCCGAGGGCCUACUUGUCCUGCAGCAGGUGGGCGAGUAUUGCUUCCUCCCCGGCCUGGGGGCUGGCCCUGUCUCACCCCGGAGUAAGCCCUCUUCCCCGGGACCCUCUCCUGAGAUCAGGGACUCAGACCAGGCUUUGCAAGUCAAGAAGCCCCCAGGCCAGGGCAUGCCCCAGGUGCCCGUCAUUCAGCUCUUCAAAGCCCUGAAGCAGCAGGACUACCUGUCGCUGCCCCCUUGGGAGGUCAGCAGGCCUGGGGAGGUGUGCUGAGACCCUCAGACCUCGACAGGCGAGGGGACCGAGAGGGCUUGCCUUCCCUCCCGCCCGGGCUUCCUCAGUCAUUUCUGCAAAGUCAAGGGGCCGUCUCCUGUUGAGGUGGCCGGAGGCAGGCGUGGGAAAGGAGUCAGCCUUGCUCCGGCCCCCUUGACCUUCAGCAAAUCACUUGUCUUCCCACGCGCAUGCGCGCGCACACACGUACACGCCCACUUUUUCUUUCCGGUUAUUUUUAGCUUCUGAAUUAUUAGAGCUUUCUAGACAUACUCAUUCCAUCUUCCCUUCAUUUUCUUUUUUAUCAAGUUUCCUUGCAUUUGCCAUGUUUCUUCCUUCUUUUGCCACUGAUUUAUUAUGAGAGUGAGGCUGAGGUCUGAGCUGAGCCUUGUCAGAUUGAGACGCGUCUGGUUGUGUUUAGGACUUGUGGGGGCUGCCUGUCCCCGGCAGGCACUGAUGCACAUGACAUGAUUCUCAUAUACAUGCAGAGGCGGGAGGUACCAGGUGGGCACUGUGGGGGUUAGGGCUUGGAAGAGUGGCACAGGUCUGGGCGUGCUCAGUGGGGCUCUGAGUUCAGACUAGCCUCGACUGUCACUCCGAGAAAUGGGCAUGGUAAUGGGGUGUGUGUGUGUGUGUGCAAGGCACACACAUGAGAGGCUGUUUGGGAGCUUUUGGGGAGCCCUGCUGGUUGUCUCAGUGAUGUCUGUGGGGCUCCAGUCCCCUGAGACCCCAUGUCAUGUAGAGAAGUUAAGAUCCAAGUGAUGGGCAGGCUUGUGAGACCUGGAGAACAUCAGGAGGGGAGUCCAGAACCCACAUCUACUGCAGAAAAGUGGGGAAAAACUGCUAAACAAGGGAAAAUUCUCCUAAAGGCAUAUAUGCUUUCAGGCUUUUAGUCCAAGUGGCCACUCUUUCAGACAGACCCUGUAACCCUCACUUCCACGGGCCACAGAUGAGGGGCUGCUGGUCUAUGCCUGGGCCUGCAUCAGUGCUUAUGGUUCUUUUAAAUCUUUCCCUUUCAGAUACAUGAAAAAUAAUGGCAUUAAAUUGCUUUAAUUUGCAUUAUUUUAAUUAUCCAGUUUGCACAUAUCUUUAUAGGUGUCUUAGGCAUUGGUUAGUAUUUUUUAACUGGGCUAAGUCCAUUACGGUCUUUGUUCUGUUGGGUGCUAUCAUUUUCUCAUUAAGUUUUUUCAACUAUUUACAUAUGGCCAGAUGGUGGAGUGUUUUUCCCCCAACUCUGUGGGUUUGUCUUAUAAUGUUGUAUAUGAGGCUUUUUGGUAUACAAAUGUGAAUGCUUCUGUGAUGUCAAAGAGCUCCCUAGUAAACUCCUUCUUCACUUUUACUGCCAAAUUUACAAAGGUCUUCCCACUGCAAAGCAGCGUUUGUUGUAAUUUAUAUAUGUUUUUCUAGUUCUGUUUGUGUUUCAAAUUUUUCAUGUAAAAUUUUAAUUACUUUUGAAUGGGUGGAUGUUAGAGGUGCCUUUGGUAUUUGUUGAAAUUAUUUUUCUAUGUAUCUAAAGUGUCACUUUUGUGAUAUAGGAAAUCUUUGUAUAUAUACUGUAUCAAUUCCUAGGCUCCCUGUUUUGUUACCUUGUUGUCUGUCUGGCAUCCACCGUUUUGAUUGUUGUAGCUUUAUGAUAUGUUUUAAUAAGUGCUAAAGCAACUGUUCUUGUUAUUUUUGCUCUUAAAUCCCUGUUCAUUACAGCAAUGUUGGUGGUCAAAGAAAAUGAUAAACAACUUAAAUGUUCAAUAGUGCUGAAAUUCAUAACAACAUUUUAGUACAUCAUAAAGUAGAAUCGUCUGUUCAUAACAAACAAGAUGGCAUAAUGAACAACAUGUAUUAGAAAGAAGUCUGAGAGAUUAAUUCCAAAAUAUCCAGACAUUAUUAAAGGGGAAAAGAUUGCA